Penicillium chermesinum is the source of this 273-nucleotide messenger RNA. Its product is annotated as cytochrome b-c1 complex subunit 10. The transcript is spliced from 5 exons. NCBI's taxonomy places the organism in Eukaryota, Fungi, Ascomycota, Eurotiomycetes, Eurotiales, Aspergillaceae. The record is from RefSeq and is a predicted model, not a curated record. Bases 1 to 273 code for a protein of 90 amino acids. Gene Ontology annotation, biological process: mitochondrial electron transport, ubiquinol to cytochrome c.
AUGGUUUUCGCUCCUACUCUCCGCCGGGCUGCGGCCCAAGCUGGCACUGCCUUCGGUCCCAAGAUCGCUAUUCCUCCCCGCGUCGCUGGCUUCGACAUGAAGAGCGCCAUCAAUGCCGGCACUCUGGCUGCUAGCUUCGGUGUCUUCGCCGGUACCGCCGCUCUCUUCAUGCUCGGCGAUGUCCCCCGUGUCCGUCGCGAUAUCCUCCAGCAGCUCCCCUUCCUGGACAACUACCUCGACCGCACCAUCCCCCCUGAGGACAACCCCUUCUAA